This is a messenger RNA of Salvia hispanica, 767 nucleotides long. Its product is annotated as small ribosomal subunit protein uS15-like. Gene Ontology annotation, biological process: translation. NCBI's taxonomy places the organism in Eukaryota, Viridiplantae, Streptophyta, Magnoliopsida, Lamiales, Lamiaceae. The record is from RefSeq and is a predicted model, not a curated record. Gene Ontology annotation, molecular function: structural constituent of ribosome; small ribosomal subunit rRNA binding. Gene Ontology annotation, cellular component: ribosome; nucleolus; cytosolic small ribosomal subunit.
CAAUCAUAUUAAUACCAUAACUCGAGAAUAUUCAGAAAUCUAGGGUUCGUGGCCUGCUUAUUGGAUUUGGGUGUUGAACCAGCGUCAUCGGAGUGAACAUACAGCCGCGCCGCCAGCUGCCAUGGGUCGUAUGCAUAGCAGAGGUAAGGGUAUAUCUGCUUCAGCCCUACCUUACAAGAGAUCUCCUCCUACAUGGCUCAAAAUCUCAUCUCAAGAUGUUGAGGAAAAUAUUUGCAAAUUCGCUAAGAAGGGAUUGACACCAUCACAAAUCGGUGUGAUUCUUCGUGAUUCCCACGGUAUUGCUCAGGUGAAGAGCGUUACUGGCAGCAAAAUCCUUCGGAUUCUCAAGGCUCAUGCGCUUGCGCCUGAGAUUCCUGAAGAUCUUUACCACUUGAUCAAGAAGGCAGUCGCCAUCAGGAAGCAUUUGGAGAGGAACAGGAAGGAUAAGGAUUCAAAGUUCAGGCUGAUUCUGGUGGAGAGCAGGAUUCACCGCUUGGCCCGUUACUACAAGAAGACCAAGAAGCUUCCACCUGUGUGGAAAUACGAGUCCACCACUGCCAGCACCCUAGUAGCUUAGGCUGGGAAUUUCCCCGUGGUGCCGUCUUGAUGAGCAGCUGGAGGUCUAGGCUAUCUGGAGUCAACAGGGGAAAUCCAUUUGUAUUUUGGCAAACAGAUGUUGAUUUGGAUUUUUGUUCAUUUUUAUUCGACAAUUUUACUUAUUAUGAAUGAUGAUUAAUCAGCAAUUCAGUUCUUGUUGGUUUAAUUAA